Cydia strobilella is the source of this 6819-nucleotide messenger RNA. It is a transcript of the gene Crag, whose product is annotated as DENN domain-containing protein Crag. NCBI's taxonomy places the organism in Eukaryota, Metazoa, Arthropoda, Insecta, Lepidoptera, Tortricidae. Gene Ontology annotation, cellular component: cytoplasmic vesicle. Bases 257 to 5152 code for a protein of 1631 amino acids. Gene Ontology annotation, molecular function: protein binding. The transcript has 35 exons. Gene Ontology annotation, biological process: regulation of Rab protein signal transduction. The record is from RefSeq and is a predicted model, not a curated record.
UAGUCGUCCAAUCCGAAAAGCAAAAAUGACAUUUGUGAUGCACCUGUGUUUUAUUUUAUUUAAUCCGUGAAUGGUUCUUUAAAAACGCAAUAUGUUAUUAAUGUUCAAUAAGAAAAGUGAGAAUGUUUACUUCAUGUAUAAGCUGUCAUCUAAAACUAGCCAUUGGCAAUAAAACGAACUCAUAAUUCACUUAAACGGUUUCAAACCAUGUUAUUGUGUGACUAUUUUCAAGGGUAGUUGAAGUGAAUUUAUAAGUAUGGAUGAGAAGAGAGUGGCGGAUUACUUCGUAAUCGCUGGGCUGCCCGAGACGCCAGAGUUACUGGACGAUUCUGACUCUGGACAUCUGAAGGGAUACAGUACUAAAGCUCCAAUAACAGAUAUCAGUGUCGUAUUCCCGAGUCUCGGCGAAACCGUUCCCAAUGGCUACGAACUGAUCGAGACAACGCCGAGUGGACUGCCCGCCGACCUCAACCAUGGUUCUAUACGGACGCCCGAGUGUUUCAUCUGCAUACGACGGGGGCGGGACAGAGCGCCGCUGGUUGAUAUCGGCGUCAUGUACGAAGGCAAAGAGCGUCUCAUGGCCGACGCUGAAAUGGUGCUCGAGUCCGUCGGCCAACGUCUAGCCAACGUCAACAAUUCGACAGCGAAGACGUUCAUAACGUACCGACGGGCACACGCCGGCGCGCCGUGCAACGCGCUGGUGGUGGUCGAUGUGUGUGUGAUUAUUGCUAGCAAGGGAGAAUGCCCGCCGCACGCCUUCUGUAUGAUCGCCAAGAACCUUAACAAAGGACUGAUGGGCAGCGACGUUUUUCUCUGUUACAAGAAGUCAAUGAACCGUCCACCUUUAAUAGCUUACAAGCCAGAAGUACUAUUUAGGUAUCCAAUGACCGAGCGUCGCAGCCUCGCCUUCCCUACGUCCGUGCCAUUAUUCUGUCUGCCCAUGGGCGCCACUUUGGAGCUCUGGCCGACCAACGCCGCUACACCUAAGCCUGUCUUCUCUACCUUUGUGCUUACAGUCGCCGACGCCACUGACAAGGUGUACGGUUCAGCGGUAACGUUUUACGAGACGUACCCCCACAGUCAACUCACGGAGAGCCAAAUGGAGCUCCUCGGCUGGCGACACGGAAUCUCACACACCACGCACUCCGUCCACGUCGGCAAGAGCAUCUGCCUGCUGUCCCGGUGGCCGUUCAGCGAUACCUUCGAGCGGUGGUUGUUGUAUAUACUUGAAAUGUCGUGGAGUAAACAACCGCUAACUAUACCCAUCGAGAGAUACAUAACACAUUUGUUAGAAGAAGUGCCGUUUCCUGAGCCCAGGAUAUUGCUGCAGUUAUCACCGACGAAUGCGAGUGAUCGGGUGAUAGUGACGCGACGCGACGACCAGCCGUUGGUGCGGAGCGGCGCGGGGUUCCGGCAGCUGCUGCUCAACCUGGGCCCCGACAACUGCCAGCUCCUGCUCGCGCUCGCCAUUACCGAGCAGAAGAUUCUCAUCCACUCACUCAGACCAGACACCUUAACUGCAGUCUCAGAAGCCGUCUCAAGUCUACUGUUUCCGUUCAAAUGGCAGUGCCCUUAUAUACCACUCUGUCCUUUAGGUUUAGCAGAAGUUUUACACGCGCCGUUGCCAUAUUUAAUCGGCGUCGACUCGAGAUUUUUUGAUCUCUACGAACCUCCGCCCGACGUGACAUGUGUCGAUUUAGAUACUAAUAAUAUUACAAUAUGCGAUUCACAGCGCCACAUAUCAAUCAAACUGUUACCCAGACGACAAGCGAAAGCUUUACGGCAAACUUUAGAAGUAUUAUACAGCAAUAUACGACCGGCAUCACCUGUCCACCAUUCUGGAAACAGUAAAUACAACGGCGAACCCACGACGAGUUUGGACAGAGACUUCCAAAGAAGAAAAAAAGAGUACGCUCUAGAACUGGAGAUCCAAGAAGCGUUCCUCCGUUUCAUGGCGGUGACGCUGCAGGGUUACCGCGCGUACCUCAUACCCAUCACCAAGGCGCCCACAGUUGGGACCACGGACCCUCAUGCGCUAUUUCAUAUGGACGCCUUCAUACGGUCUCGGGACAAGACGCAACAACGCUUCUUCACACUAAUGAUGCGAACGCAGAUGUUUACUCGUUUCAUCGAAGAACGUUCGUUCGUAUGCGACGUGGACCAAGGACUGCCGUUCUUCGACGAGUGUAUAGAAAGGGUCGCGUGCGGAGACAGCGGCUCACUGCUGGGCACGGACACGAGCAACGCGUCCGAGCGGACUGUGUUCGUGCUGCCGCCGAACCCGUUAGACGAUGGUGAAACGUACAGUUACUCCAAGUUCUCGCUGGAGCCAGCGCUGCUAGCCGCAUGCGGGUCGGGUCGCGCCGGGCACGGCGGCCUGCAGACGCUGUCGGCGGCCGCGCGCUCGGCGCUGGCGUCGGCGGAGUCGCUCGGCGACGCGUCCCCCAUGGCGCGCCGCACCAAGCAGGAGAUCGCGGCGGCGCAGAGAUUGGCGCGCAAAGCCAGCCUGUCACCCGAAGCAUGGGCCAAGUGUCUCCUCGGCGCGUGCUACUCUCUUUAUUUCCUGUCACUACCCAGCAGAAUGAUUCUGCUUCGGGGCAAAGAACAAGCCACUCUUACAGCAGCUUAUGAACUGCUAGAGAAGGCAACAAAGCUGCGAGUUCCUUGUGACGAGGUAUGCUACCGCGUGAUGAUGCAACUGUGCGGUAUCCACUCCCUACCGGUGUUGGCCGUGCGUCUCCUCUUCCUGAUGAAGCGCGCCGGCUUGCAGCCUAACGCGCUCACGUACGGCUACUACAACCGAUGCGUGCUCGAGGCGCCGUGGCCGCACGACAUGCCCAGUGGUUCUCAACUGCUGUGGAACAAGCUUCGCAUAGCGGUGGUGGGCGCGGCUCUGUUCCGUAAGGCAGGCGCGCAGCGCGCCCGCCGCGCCGCCGGCUCGGGACUCUCGGCUGGGAGUGUAGGCACGCUGCCUCGAGUGGUAUCCGCGGCGGCCAUGGACGGCGACUUGAGCGGGCUCGCCUUGGCCGCGUGUGAACCCGCACACAGCCGGACUAGUCUGGACGAAGCGAGUGCGCGCGAAAUGGAAGCCGCGUCAUCAGCAUUCGAGGCACUAGUGCGGCGAGGCAACAUCGUCCAGCAACAACCCGCGAGGCCGCAUAAGCAUGCGCUCUCCACCGCGGCCGGCAUACUCAUAUCAGGUUUACCUUCAAACCCAGACUUGUGUGAAGCGGCGCGACCAAGAAGUAAUUCAUUAGGAAAUGAUGACACAACGAAUAGCGUUACGAUACCUGAAAAACGACAGACAAUACACGUGAGCCCGGACAGUCCGUCGGACCUUCGAAUAUUGACGCGGUCCGAGAGCUUCGCUGGGGACGCUCAAAUUGUACAGAACUUGCAGAGACUAUCGUUUUCUAGCAGUACAUCGAAUGUGAAGUCUAGGUGUUCGCGAACACUGAGUUUUCCCGAGGAGCCUGAAAAGGAAGAAGCGGCGGCCGAGCCUUCCGAGGAACCCGAAGGGUCUCCACUCAAAGUGUCCCCGCGCACGCCGGUGCUGGCCGACGACCCGCUGGGCGCGCUGCGCGUCCCCCUGCCGGAGUCCCCGCCCCCGCCGCCGCCGCCGCGCGACCACCCCGCCCCGCCGCGCCACGAGUACUCCGUCAGCCCCAAGCUGUUCCACCGCCGGAGCAACUCCUUCCAGGACGACGCGCCCACUGACCAUGGGAAACUACACAGGAGCGAGACCGUCCCCGCCGGCACCGUGUCGUCCAGCCUCGCCAGUCUAGGGAACACGCUCAAGAUCAGCUUCGGACGUUAUUCACCCGGCCGGUUGUCUUUACGCAAAGAGAACAUGAACAUCGGAAAGGCGAUUGUAGAAAACUACUUCAGUCCCACAAGCAUAGCGGGCAAGAAAUCCAACGAGCUCCUACAAAGCGGACUCUCCAGCCUAAAGUCAGCCGCUACGAGUAUGGCCAAGAAGUUCGAUGAAAUGAAAGAAGUAAUAUCCGCAAACUCGACACCAGUGAAGGGGGCCAUUGGAAACGCUACCAGCGCGCUAACGAGUUUCAUGGAGGACGACUCUACAGAUGGCUCGUCGGAAAUGAAUCCGGAUGAAUGGACAGGCGGCAUGCAUUUCAGGAGAGCUUCGAGCGACGCUGAACUAGCGUGUGCUAUGGAGCGCGGCUCUUUAGCCACCCUGCUGUCGCAUUUACCGGACAACCUAUAUCCACAACAAGCGACAAACUCAUCGCCCACAGUAACAGCCCACAUGUGCUCCUGCUCACAAUGCCACCAAUGCUACGCGUUGCUAUACGACGAGGACAUCAUGGCGGGCUGGGCGGCCGACGACUCCAACCUCAACACGCGCUGCACCGCCUGCGGUCGCCACACCGUGCCGCUGCUGUCCGUGCAGAUAUUGCGUGUGGGUCAGACGCAAACGGAAACUGUCAGCGUGCCUUAUUUAAAUCCAUUGGUGCUAAGGAAGGAAUUCGAAUCUAUAUUAGGUAGAGAAGGCGACUCUUGUCUUCUGGAGAGAGAGUUCGUGGAAUCGCACCCGAUAGUGUACUGGAACCUGGUGUGGUACCUGGAGCGCGCCAACAUCGAGAGCCAUCUGCCGGACCUGCUGUGUGCCGACUACGCUGCCAUGUACCAGGACGAUGUUCCUGACGAAAACAACGGCCAACGCGUGAGUACAGGGUGUCUAGUAGUAUGCAGCUGGGACUUGAUGCGGCUGCACGGCGAGGCGGGAACGGCGCUGUACCGCGCGUGGCGCUCCAAGCGCGCGCAGCAGCAGCGCUCGCGCGCGCUGCAGGCGUUGCUGCUCACCGACACCGCGCAGGCCAACGCGGUGGUGCUGGUGGUUCUGGACGGGUUGCUGAGCAACGACUUAAUCGACGCACUGCGGCGGCUCGCUGCGUGGCGAGAGAACACCGCUGGCAACAAGCGAUACCAUUCAUUCUUCAGAGACAUAUUGUUCCUCGCGAUGGCCGCGCUCGGCGAGAACAACAUCGACCUAAUCGCGUUCCAGCGCGAAUAUUCGCGCGCGAUCACACAGCUCGGCGGCUCGCUGCGUCCACACGACUACCCGCCCACGCCUACCGCCGUCUGCUGCCGGCAUUACUUCCGGCGCCUGCGGCUCGCGCAGGAGGACUGACCGAGGGCGCUGCGCGGCCGAGCCGAGCGAGGCCUGUUGUAAACAUGAGUGCUCACAACGGUCAAAGAUUCAUUGAUUACCGAACCAAACUGAUGACUGAGGUUAUAAAACUUCUCAUUUACACGUGGCAUGGUUAUAGCGAGAGUGAAAGUGAUCCAGUAUGAGACUCUUUCAGAUGUGUAAAGUCAGACAUAUUCGUGCUUGACAGCGGAUGUAGAUGGCGCUGUACGAGUUCAUGAGUAAGUGUGAUUGUCAAAAGUUAAACAAUUCAGUUGCCGCAAAACCUACGUAUGUACGAAGGCAAGGGCCUUACAGCGCCAAUUUCUUAUACUCAAGGACAUGAUUUGAUCAAAAUCAAUGAAUCUUUGCAUUAGUCAAAUAUACAUGCACUAAAAUAAAUAAGUGUAAUGAUAUUUUUGACUGUACGAAAGCUCAUGUACGUUGACAUCGAAUAAAAGAGGUUGGUAAAACACGACAUCCGUCCUUUUCUCGCUUCCUUAUUUGCAUAAGGAUGUUUCAGUGUUAAAGUGUGUCGUGUACUUUAAUAUAAAACUACUUUCAAUACAUGUGACGUGUCCAGAAGAAAAUGGCAAUGUGUUUCCGAGUAUGGCGAAAGAAUAGACAAUAAGUCCUGCUUGUAUGCACCUAAAUGUAUGAGGCAUGACGAUGAUUGAUUGUAAAAUCUUCAGAACAUUAUUUAAAAUGAAAAAUGACGACAGCGACAUCUAUGUAUAAGCGCGAUAAAUUGUGCACAUAGAUUAUCCGGCUAGAUAUAGAGAGAGAUAGAUAUACCUAUAGUUUUUGGCCGUACUCAUAGUCUUUCCUAUCAAGAGAGACGCAGCCACACAACACAGUUACAAACCAAGAAUAGUUUUGAUGACAUCUAAAAUAAAAUAAAUAAUAAACGCAAUUCAUAAUUAUAUUAUCAUACAUGAGAAUAUUUUGUAUUCUAUUAAAAUGCAUCUGAGCUAUCUUCACAUUGAGUUUUCAAAUUAAAUUAAAUCACUAAAUUAUCUUCCUUUCUACCCCGCUGUAUCCGGGUAAAAAGUUCAAAAUCACAUCACAACCGCAUGUCGUCUAAACUAAAACGACCUUUCAGGUUGCAUAUCUGUUAGUGUUAGAAAUGUGGGUGCUACGGACAAGGUGAUUCGGAUAGCCAUACUGAAAUAAAAUUGUACAUAUUGAUAAAACUUCGCAUUCGUGAUUGCUGACGACUGUGUUACAGUUGAAAUAGAUUGAAGUUGAUCAAUCAAUAUUUAAUGAUAUUUGACAAAAUAUUUAUUAAUAGGAGUAUUGUUUCUGCAGAGGAACUCACUUGAUUCUGUCUCCGCUUUUUUAUAUGUAUAGUUCAAGUAGAUAUAUUGCUUUUGAGUGAUUCCAAUAAACAGUUAAAUUCGUAAACGAAUUGUACGUAAGUAUUAUUAUAUGUAUUCUAGUCGCAUUAUUUGUCACCAACUAGAAAGUUUUGGAUGUUAUCUUUAACCUUGUUUGCACUGUCGUUUUGUAUGCAUUGUUUUAAAUUAUAUGCACAGUGGAUGAGAACUAGAGAAUCUAUUGUAACAAUAUUAAUUUUGUAGGUAAAAUAUUAGGUUAUUUCUCGCCUUAGACGUUCCAUAGUGUGACCUAGUGUAACGCGCCUUAACACUCGUUUUUGCGUUAAGGGGCCC